Molecule: messenger RNA, 612 nt
Organism: Hydractinia symbiolongicarpus
Lineage: Eukaryota; Metazoa; Cnidaria; Hydrozoa; Anthoathecata; Hydractiniidae
Product: receptor-transporting protein 4-like
Exons: 1
Coding region: 1-612 (203 amino acids)
Biological process (GO): protein insertion into membrane; protein targeting to membrane
Molecular function (GO): olfactory receptor binding
Source: RefSeq, a predicted model, not a curated record
AUGUUGUUUAAACCUGAACUUGAGUAUAAAUUACGUUCUUUUGAGGGAUUGACUGCAAAACAAACUCGUAAAGCAAGUCAAGAAGAAAAAGAUUGGAAUGAAAACUUCAUCAAUAUCGUAAAAAGUUAUUUUGAAGAAAAAAAUCUAUCUCUUAAGGAGAAUAGGGUGAAGUGUUAUAUUACUUCGAGGGGUUAUUUCACUCACAACCAAGAUAAUUUAGGUGAACAAGGAGGUUGUGGAAGAUAUUGGAAUUCUGCAAAAGCAAUGGUAAUCUUUGUUUUUUCCGUAGAUAAUCAGAAACUUAUUAUGGAACGGCAAUACCUAGGACAAUCUUGCGUUCACUGUGUUGACUCACCAUAUCAACUUCCUUUGUUUCAUGAAAGGACCAUCAAACGAAUCCUUAGGAGCUUGCUUGUCAUGGUGCUAAAAAAGAUGUUUGAUAUUGUUGAUGAAUCGUUAGACGAGGAUAAGGAAGAUACUGUGUACAGACAUGGAGGAGCUCACAACAGACAAAUCUGUGAAGCUUGCAAGAAAGGAAUUUGUGGUCAGAAAAAGGUUGUCGUCAAGGACCUUAGUGCAAAGUUGAAUAAACUUUCUAUAAACAAAAAGUAA